AGUGAUUUUAAGAGGUAGCGACUCAGGCGAGGAGGAGGAGGGAGGAGGAGUAGAACGCAGGAGGGGGAGUGCUUGACGGAGUUGGAGGCUCACUGCCGGUCUGUCUUUGCCGCUGAAGGGACGCUGUUGAACGUUCACUCAUCUUUUUCACCCUCUUUCAUUGGCUCAAGCUGCUCAUCAGACUCUUUUUUUUUUUCUCAACAACUUCCUCUGGUGGCCUCCAUCACUUUCGUACGAGAGCCUAACGCUGACUGGAUAAGUGCCUCGAAGUGGACCCCGGCUUUCCCUCAGCACUUCACUGCUUACUCUGAGGACUCUGAUUUUGGCUCGGUGGAGAAUUUUUUUUUUAAAGGGGCGUUAGAAGAGCCUCGGAGGCCUGCUACGGACCCCUGGGUGCUCUGUCGACAUGGCUACCAACAGGGAGCAGCAGGUGGGUCACUUGACCGGCUUCCCGCCUGCUGUCUACCCCUUCCCCUUCAACUCCAUGAGAAGCCACUCCCCCUUUGACCUGCUAGCCAACAGCAGCCUGUUUGGAAGAUUUGGGGCUGACCUGCCAAAGGAGAUGGCUGCUCUCUCGGUGGAGACCCAGAGUACCAGCUCAGAGGAGAUGGUACCCAGUUCGCCAUCUCCCCCUCCCCCACCUCGUGUCUACAAACCCUGCUUUGUGUGCCAGGACAAGUCCUCAGGGUACCACUACGGGGUCAGUUCCUGCGAGGGCUGCAAGGGUUUCUUCCGUCGCAGUAUCCAAAAGAACAUGGUGUACACCUGUCACCGAGACAAGAACUGCCAGAUUAACAAGGUCACACGCAACCGCUGCCAGUACUGCAGGCUGCAGAAGUGCUUUGAGGUCGGCAUGUCCAAGGAAGCGGUGCGCAAUGACAGAAACAAGAAGAAGAAGGAUGUGAAGGAGGAGGUAGUGCUACCAGAGAGCUAUGAGCUAAGUGGAGAGCUUGAAGAACUGGUCAACAAAGUCAGCAAAGCUCACCAAGAAACAUUUCCUUCACUUUGCCAGCUGGGAAAAUACACCACCAACUCUAGCUCGGACCACCGUGUUCAGUUGGAUCUGGGUCUCUGGGACAAGUUCAGUGAGCUCUCCACCAAAUGCAUUAUCAAGAUUGUGGAGUUUGCCAAGCGCCUGCCAGGCUUCACCACCCUCACUAUUGCCGACCAAAUCACUCUGCUGAAGUCGGCCUGCCUGGACAUUCUGAUGCUGAGAAUCUGCACACGCUACACCCCUGAACAGGACACUAUGACCUUCUCAGACGGCCUGACUUUGAACCGAACUCAGAUGCACAACGCUGGGUUCGGACCACUCACAGACCUGGUGUUUGCCUUUGCCGGCCAACUUCUACCCCUGGAGAUGGAUGACACUGAAACUGGUCUCCUCAGCGCCAUCUGCCUCAUCUGUGGAGAUCGCAUGGAUCUCGAGGAGCCAGAAAAAGUGGAUAAGCUACAAGAGCCUCUGCUAGAGGCUCUUAAGAUCUACGCUCGUCGCCGUCGCCCCAACAAGCCCCACAUGUUCCCUCGCAUGUUGAUGAAGAUCACUGACCUCAGAGGGAUCAGCACAAAAGGUGCAGAAAGAGCCAUCACUCUGAAGAUGGAGAUCCCUGGCCCGAUGCCUCCUCUGAUCAGGGAGAUGCUUGAGAACCCCGACGCGUUUGAUGACCAAACGGAGUGCAACGAGAACGCGCCGCCCCCGCCACCUCCGCCGCCGCCGCCGCCGCCGCCAGCGUUGGUUGUGAAGCAAGAGGCUGAGGACGAGGACGACAGCUGGGGCACAGAAAACUGCAGCGAGCCAUCACCAGAAGAGGAGGAUGAGGACGACGACGACGACUUGGGAGACGAGGAGCGAGACCGAGGCUCGGACAGUGACGGGGAGCCCUGGGGAGUUUUGGAUAACUUAGAUGGGUCAAGGAAAGGCCUUGUGGGGAGGGCGCAGUAAAGAGAACAUUUCAUACACAUAUAGGCUCUUAAUACAAACGCACACAAACACGCACCCACACCCCACGUGCCCACACACACACUAACACAUAGAAAUACAAUGAAACCUCACUCUCUCUUCCUCCUGAAUACAAAAAAAAAAAGAAAAUGCUGGCCUUUCCUUUCUCCCGCUGCUCUCCUUGCUGCACAUCACUGUGUCCUCCUGAUUGGAGCACAGCACAGCCUUAAGUGUUCAGACGCUUCCAACUCAGGCCACACGGUCCAUGACUCGUGACACGGAAACCGUAGAAACAUAAAGUCAAGAAGAGACGGCAAUAGACCAUAUGAACUCCUGGCUUAGCCAUAAGAGGAGUUGACAUGACAAGGAACGUAACCUCUUUGAAAAGCUAAAUAUUUCCUUUCUUUCCCUCUAUUGUUCUCGAUAUCUAAAAUAGGGGGAUAGCCAAACCAGAUACCAGAACUGAGCAGUUGAAUUCCGACGGAUUACAACAAGCACAUUAUAACAAAAGUACAGGGCAAUACCAAAUUGAGUAUGCUAACCCUUUUAUUUUUAUUAUUAGUUUGUGGCUGUUGCUUUUGAACAUUGGUUUCUGAUUGUUUAAGUUUGAAUUACUAAAUAAGUUCAUACAUAUCUAUAUAAUGUUAUAUUUUGUCUUUCAUGUGUUUAUUCUGGUUUUAUAUAUGAAUUCUUUUGGUAAUUGUUUCUUUUUUUUUAAGUUUCCUGGGAAGACAUUCAGAGGGAAAGAGGCAUCAUUACAGCUAGCUGGGUCUUCCUUACGAUCUGCAGAAGCCUAGCUCUAUCUUCUUUUUUUUGUUUGUUUUGUUUUGUUUUUGUAGCGCCUUAGCUUGCUGCAGAUCUCAAUGAUAAUCAUUCAGAACUAAUAUUGUGUUUGCAGUGACCCAAUCGGUUUCUGUUAUCAGGGAAUUGACUUUUUUUUUUCUCUCUCUUUUGCUGCCAUUGAAGCCAAUAUGUGCAGGAAGUAUCUUUGUGCCAAAGUUUGGGAAAGUCAACUGUUGAGAAUGAGUUUGACUACAGGCAGGGACUCCAGUUACAAUCAGGCGUUACUCACACUAAAGUGCUUACUUCUCAUGUGCACUAAGAACACAUCCUCAGUCACUUAAAGAACACACACUUUCCUUAGAUUUCUCCUAGUAAGAGAUGUGCCUCAAUGGUUCAGUGUGCUGGGACAAAGAUUUACACUUGACCAUUAAAGUAGCACUUUUGUCAAUUAUUUGGUCACAUCUUAUCCUUUAGGAUUAUAGCCUCCAUCUCUGAGCAUAAUAUUCCCCUUUAGCAUGUCUGGACUAGGGAUGCGGCGUGUAAACGUCUGAUUUUCAGAUUGAUUCUCCCUGAUCGGUUGACUGGCUGGCUGGAAACUCAAAAGUCCAAUCUUUUUUCUCUCCAAUCUGUGAAUGCACCAUACGAAAGUGCGCUCAAGCUGCACUGACAACAGUUCUCUUCGGUGUGGAAGUAGUUACUUCAAGAGGAACUUGCUGGUUCUAAUUAUCAGUGUGCUGUUUGUGAAAAUGAAGUCAGAGGAAGCACAAAAUCUGUCAGAAGUCGGUUUGAUUAUCCAGACGGCCAUGGCAGAGAGCUAAAUUCAGUGUGUUCUCAUCUAUUCUUACUUUUGCAGUAUUCUUUGAUUUGUGAUCAGAUGCUCUGGGUACAAGAAGUAGACGGCUGCGACAGGAUGUCAGUUUGUGCCCACCUUUUGAAUGUCCCAUCGAUGACUGGAAGUUGGAACAUAUUACAGCAAAAUUGCUUUGAUUUAUUCCUUUUGAAAAUUCAGCCUCUUGGCUGUUAUGGGGCAUGAUUGAAACAUUGGGAUCUGUGUUAUCCAGGAAGCAUACAUGAAGACAGGUUUUUUUCUACAGUCAGUAGGCCUAUUAUUAAUUGUACCAAGGAUGCAGAUUGCUAAUAUAAGAUGCUUAAUUCUGACAGAUGACAGACUUAAAUGUUAACUGCUUCACAGGAAGGCUGCAAAAAAUAUGUUCAACACUUUAACUUCACACUACAGGCCAAAAGUUUGGAAGCAUGUUUCUAUUGAGAAUACCUUCUUAAAAAAAAACAAAAAACUUCUUAAUAUUUUUUCAGUUCUUCUAUAGCAUGAUCUGACUCUGUUUUCGUUCAUUUAAGCAACCCAGUAGAUGUUGGAGCACUAAGAAAGAAAGGGCUUAGUUUUAGAGUCAAGAUUCGCAAGAGUCACAACUUUUGUGCAUAGGUAAAAAAAAAACAAUAUACAGAUGGCAUAUUGUAUAUAUGGUAUAUCAUUCUCUUAUUUAAGUCAGAAGAGGUUGCUUUGAAGAAGGAAAAGUCCAGUAAAAAAACCCUCAAAUAUGUUAUAAUCCUGGUAAAAAUGUAUUCUAAUCAUUGACUCGAUAUCAGGGGUCCAGUCCUUGUGAUCGACUUUCCUGUAACUUUCAGAUGCAUCCUUGCUUCUACACACCUGAAUCACACGAAUGGAUAUUUGUAGGUCUCUGCAGAGCUAAAGUGAAGCUGAUGAGAUAUUUGAUUGAGGUGUGUGACACAAGGGAGGCAUGUAAACGUUGACACAUGGUAGAUCUCAAAGCCUGGACUUGGACUGCUCUACAUGAGAGUACUGUUUAUUUUGUUGCAGAAUGUAUAAAAAAAAAUCUAUACUGUGUGCAAAAAGUUAACGUUGCUUCCAAACAUUUGGGCAAGCUCUGUAGCUUGUGUUGUAUAUUUCUCCCCAGUCCUCUCUUGCAAAUGAGAUCCGGAUCUUAACGGGGUUUUACCUGGUUAAAAAAACGGAAAAGAAAGAAAUCAGAAUUGGCGAAUCUGGAUAAAAGCAGGUUGCGGCUUUACAAAAACCACAGAUUGGAAACAAGCCACAAAGCUGUGAUCUGGGUACCUCCAGCACAUCAACGCAGUUAAUGCACACAUCAGCUUAAACGUAAACAUCCACACAUAAUGACAUCAACAUCAUGGAUUAUGGCAAGUGCAAGAUUUUUGUUUUUAGUUUUGUCAAAGAUAUUUUUAAUCAGACUCAGGGCUUUUCAGAAAGGACCAAACACUAGAUGCUCUUACGGCAUGCUAGAAACAGGCAAUAUUUGUGUAUUUCUAACUAUGUGUGGAUUGUAAGCCUCACCCCCUACGCCACCUCUGUGUGCACACCUUGAAGGUCUAAAAAAUAACAAAAACCCAGCAUAGAUGCCAGUCUGACUCUCAUAACCAUCUGUGCAGCAAACUGCCUUCUGAUCUCAAAGCCAUUAUCUCCUAUUGUCUUCCAAUGUAUACCCUCAGCUCUUAUUGAGGGAGAGGAAUGUGCGUUCUCAUGUAUCAAUACUUAAUUGCCAAAAUGUCACAACGGGCGUUGAGCUGGGAGAACAUGGCUGAUGUACAGUACAGAGGUUCUUUUUCAAUCUCUGUUUAAAGCAAUAUGAACAUUCUUCUAGUAGCAACGAGUCUUGUCUUCUGAACAUGGGCAGGUCUUCUCGUGUGUAUGUUUCUGUGUGAAUGCUUUUAAAUGUCUUUUGGUCAGUGGGUGAAUGUCCUCAGCAUGGUGCUGCCACACACACACACAAAAAAAAGCUCUUGUGUGACGACCUCAUUCUUCCUUUCUCUGCAAGAUGUUAGUGAUGGUAAUGCUGGCAGAACUUUCAGAUUAUGUUGUUUUAUGUGUUUUAUUUUGUCAACAUGGCCAACGUGUUGCCAGUCCUCUGUUUAUUUCAACUCUUGUCAUACAAAGAAAAGCCAUAUAAACAGUAAGAGGCACAAUAAACUACUUUUGUGAGAGU
This is a messenger RNA of Xiphophorus maculatus (southern platyfish), 5700 nucleotides long. RefSeq names its product retinoic acid receptor gamma-A (gene rarga). Lineage: Eukaryota; Metazoa; Chordata; Actinopteri; Cyprinodontiformes; Poeciliidae. Gene Ontology annotation, biological process: cellular response to corticotropin-releasing hormone stimulus; regulation of transcription by RNA polymerase II; retinoic acid receptor signaling pathway. Gene Ontology annotation, molecular function: nuclear glucocorticoid receptor binding; zinc ion binding; nuclear receptor activity. The coding region runs from base 407 to 1942 and encodes 511 amino acids. Gene Ontology annotation, cellular component: nucleus; transcription regulator complex. The transcript is spliced from 9 exons. The record is from RefSeq and is a predicted model, not a curated record.